UUAGUUGAGUUUAGUUGAGUUGAGUCGGAGAACGAGCGUUAUGAAAUUCCGUGAUAUGGUGCUCUGGUAAUACCCAUGCCCAUACCCAUGCCCCAGAACCAUAACCAGAGCCAGAGGCACACUCAUAACCGAGGCGAGCCGAUAGACGAAGUCCGGCGGCGGAGGCGACCAGAUGAUUGCCGUAUGUGCAUACUAUAUGGGUAGUCCGUAGUCCGCUGUUCGGGCACAUUCAACAAUUGCCGGCGAUGGCGGACGGACGCAUAGUGGAAAACGGCAGAGGAGGAGGCGGUGAAGGAGUAGCAGCAGCACCAUCGCCCAGAUACGCGAUCCUCGACUGUGAUGGGGGUAGCGACGAUGCCUGGGCACUGCUCCUGCUUCUGCAUGCGGCUAAGAGCCAUGGGAUUCAUCUGCUGGCCAUCACCACAAUGGGAUGCGGCAAUACCAGCAGGGAGAAUGCGGCACGCAAUAUGCGACGGAUUCUGGAUGCCUGCAAGCGCACAGAUAUUCCCAUAUACCUGGGCGCCGUAGAUGCCCUCAUUCCCUCUCUGGAGGAUGAAAAAAAGUAUUUCCAUGGCCGCGACGGAUUCGGUGACUGUCUCACCGACGACUGCGCUCUUCAGUUGGAGGACAUCGUGCAGGCGGAGCACGCAGUGACAGCCAUCCAUGAUCUCUGCCGUUCCAGGCCCAAACAGAUCACCAUAUUUGCCGUGGGCCCGCUGACGAAUCUUGCCCUGGGCUAUACGAUGUACGGUCCGGAGUUUGGGAAUAACUUUCGUGAUCUGUUCAUUAUGGGCGGCAACUAUCAGGGCGUGGGCAACUCCUCGCGUUCGGCGGAGUUCAACUUUCACUCGGAUCCGGAGGCGGCGCACACGGUGCUGCUGAGGACACGCUGUCCCAUCACCAUACUGCCGUGGGAGGCCUGCCUCCCGGAGAGAUUCAAUAUACACAUUAACUGGCGCCUGAAGGAUUUCGCCGCAAGGGCCAAGGAAGCCGGACAUCCAGCAAUUACCAUGCUCAACCAGGUGGAAGCCGCCCAGUGGCUGCCAAUGAUCGAGCAGUACGGGAUCGAUACGUGGAAUCCAUGCGAUGCCAUUGCCGUGGCCGUUUGGCUAUUCGAGGAUCACUUGAUCCGGAGGCACAACACCUGGCACGCCACCGUGGAUCUGCGGGGCACCCACACUCGCGGCCAGAUGGUUCUCGAUCAUUUGCGGGAGCGCGAAAAGUAUCCGGAGAACGUGCGCAUUAUCGAGCUGGUGGAUGUCGAGUUCUUUAAACGGAUCUGCGAAUGGAUCGCCGGCUUGGAUGACGGCGCCCUACUCCGCGACACUCAAUAAAUCCAUAUCUCUAGUAAUUCCCGCCUUUUUCUUCGGCGCUAUCAUUUGAUUCCCCCAUUUAUCAACGGUUCACAAUGGUUAUGGGGGGGGGGGGGGGGUCUUGGCGAUAAGAGUGCUUUUGGAACAGGUGCACAACACGAUCCAUAGAGCAGUUCCGAGAUGGCACCAACCUAAUCGGAAUUUAAGCUUUAAACACUUAAUCGGUGAUUAAGCGUAAGGUUGCAAAAUUGGCUAGCUACCCAAAUGGGUUUGGAAGAGCUUUUAUUGUUAAUUGAAUUAAAAUGUUGUAAUAUUUUUAAGGCUUUAGUUUGUGCUAUUUCAUUUUUAAGUGUAUUUUGUAUAAGUCAAAUACAAGUCAAGAAUGUGCUCAAUCACUAUGGCUUAUGAUAGUAACUUUCAAUUAAUGAACAAUUAGAAGUAAUACAAUUUCUAUGUAAGAUUAUACACAAUAAAAAUUCCUUUUUUUAUCCC
Drosophila melanogaster (fruit fly) is the source of this 1805-nucleotide messenger RNA. RefSeq lists its product as uncharacterized. The coding region runs from base 246 to 1334 and encodes 362 amino acids. NCBI's taxonomy places the organism in Eukaryota, Metazoa, Arthropoda, Insecta, Diptera, Drosophilidae. The record is from RefSeq and is marked reviewed. The transcript is spliced from 3 exons. Gene Ontology annotation, molecular function: hydrolase activity, hydrolyzing N-glycosyl compounds.